Messenger RNA from Orcinus orca (killer whale), 7445 nucleotides. RefSeq names its product transmembrane and coiled-coil domains 4 (gene TMCO4). NCBI's taxonomy places the organism in Eukaryota, Metazoa, Chordata, Mammalia, Artiodactyla, Delphinidae. The record is from RefSeq and is a predicted model, not a curated record. Bases 886 to 2250 code for a protein of 454 amino acids. The transcript is spliced from 11 exons.
CAAACUUCAUUCUUUUCAUUGCUGUGUAAUAUUCCAUGGUAUAAAUCUGCAUAGGUUGUCCAUUCUGCUGUGGGUAAAUGUGUGGGUUGUUUCAUUUGGGACUAUUAUGAGUGAAGCUCCUAUGAGUGUUUGUGUCUUUUGGGAGACAUAAACCUUCAUUUCUCAGGAGUGGAGUUGCUGGGGUGUAGGGAAGACACAUGUUUAAAUUUAGUGGAUAAAGUCAAACCAUUUUUCACAGGGUUGUACCAAUUUACACUCCCACCAGCAGUGUAUGAAAGUUCUAUUUGCUCCUUAUUCUCUUAGGAUUGUAGGUCUUUUUAAUUUUAACCUUUCUGAUAGGUGAAUGGUAGUAUCUCAUUGGAGUUUUAAUUUCCAUGUCUCAGAUGGCUAAUUUACACUCCCACCAGCAGUGUAUGGAAGUUCUAUUUGUCCCUUAUCUUCGUCAGCACUUGGUAUUGUCAGUCUUUUAAUUUUAGCCAUUCUGAUGGGUGAGUAGCCGUGUCUCAUUGGGAUUUUAAUUUCUGUUUCUCUGAUGCCCAGUGAUGUUGAACACCUCUGCGUGUGCUUAUUGGCCAUUGGAUAUCUUUUGUGAAGUACCUAUUCAAGUCUUUUGCCCAUCUUAAAUUUGCCUUGUUUCUUUUUCUUAGUGACUUGUAGGAGUUGUUUUUACACUAUGGAUACAAACCCUUUGUGAUAUACACAUUGAAAAUAUCUCCCCCAGCCCCAGUCUCUUAAAGAUAAUGAAUAGAAGUUUUUAAUUUGAAUGAGGGCUAAUUUAUCUACCUUUUCUUUUAUGAUGAGGUAGUUUUUUGUGUCCCGUUUAAGGAAGCUUUGCCUACCUGCUGAAAGCAUUUUUCACUGGGAUUUCUCCCUGCAGGGCUGGAAAUGGCCACCGGGGACAGGUCGAGCCAGAGGCUGCCCCAGGUGGCCGAGCCAGGUGUGGAAGGGGAGCCGCAUCUGCCCACAGGCCGGGAGCUGACCGAGACCAACCGUUUUGCCUAUGCCGCCCUCUGUGGCAUCUCCUUGUCCCAGCUCUUUCCAGAACCUGAGCAAAGAUCCUUCUGCAUGGACUUUGUGGCUGGCCUGGUGAAGUGGCUGGACUUGUCCGAAGCUGUCUUGCCAACCAUGACUGCUUUUGCCAGCGGCCUGGGAGGCGAAGGAGCAGACACGUUUGCUCAGAUUUUAUUGAAGGACCCCAUCUUGAAGGACAACCCACUGGUGAUCACUCAGGACCUUCUGAGCUUCUCACUCAAGGAUGGGCGCUAUGAUGCUCGGGCCCGAGUCCUCAUUUGCCACAUGACCUCCCUCCUCCAAGUGCCCUUGGAGGAGCUGGACCUCCUCGAAGAGACGUUCCUCGAGAGCCUGAAGGAAACCAAAGAGGAGGAAUCUGAAACGGCCGAGGCAUCCCGGAAGAAGAAAGAAAACCGGAGGAAGUGGAAGCGCUAUCUCCUGAUAGGCCUGGCGACGCUGGGAGGCGGGACAGUGAUCGGCGUGACCGGGGGUCUGGCUGCCCCUCUUGUUGCUGCCGGAGCCGCGACAAUCAUUGGCAGUGCCGGGGCAGCGGCUCUGGGCUCAGCGGCCGGCAUAGCUGUCAUGACCUCGCUGUUCGGUGCAGCUGGAGCUGGCCUGACAGGAUACAAGAUGAAGAAGCGUGUUGGGGCCAUUGAAGAGUUCACGUUUCUGCCUCUGACAGAAGGCAGGCAGCUACACAUCACCAUCGCCAUCACGGGAUGGCUGGCAUCUGGCAAAUACCGCACCUUCAGCGCCCCGUGGGCUGCCCUGGCCCACAGCCGCGAGCAGUACUGUCUGGCUUGGGAGACCACGUACCUGAUGGAGCUUGGCAACGCCCUGGAGACCAUCCUCAGUGGUCUUGCCAACGUGGUGGCCCAGGAGGCCCUAAAAUACACAGUGUUGUCUGGCCUUGUGGCUGCCCUGACCUGGCCAGCCUCACUCCUCAGUGUUGCCAAUGUCAUCGACAACCCCUGGGGUGUGUGUCUCCAUCGAUCGGCAGAGGUUGGCAAGCACCUGGCCCACAUUCUACUCUCCCGGCAGCAGGGCCAGCGGCCUGUCACCUUGAUUGGCUUCAGCCUGGGAGCCAGAGUCAUCUACUUCUGUCUGCAAGAGAUGGCUCAGGAGAAAGCUCUUCAGCUGCUUCUCUCUAGAGGCUGUGCUCUGAAGGAGACCGAUGCUACUGUCCACUGCUACCAGAUGCCUGGCAUCACCACUCCCCACAACAAACUCCUAAAAUAGUGCCUGCAAUUAGCAGCUGGCUAGAAACAGGCACGGUGACUAUAACGGCUGAGCCAUCUCCAAAGACAGUGCCUCAUGCCCAGCAUUUCUACCUAGUUGCCAAAUUGAUCAUCUGCACGGGAAUAACAGUGGACACCACUGACCAAGCCGUGUGCCAGAGACAGCCCUGAACAUACAACCUCACGCCAGCCCUGGGAAAUCAGUAUUAUUAUAUUCUCUCCAUUUUAAAGAUGAGGAAGCUGAGGCUCCAAGUUAUUAAAUAACUGACUUCGGUUCACGUAAAACCAAGAUUUGAACACAGAUUUCUCUUGUGCCAAAGGUCAAGCCGCUUCCCCUGGACUGGUGAUUCCCAGCCUUUUUGAACCUGAGCCCUUUCGAAAGGCAAACACUUCACAGCCCUGCCUAUGGCAGUCAUCCCACUUUCAGCAUCUCCUGGUGGAAACAGUAUGUCAUGACCACAAACUACCUGAAUCCAGGAAUUCUGUGAGUUGCAACAGCAUCUGAUACAGUCUUAGAAUCAUGACACCUGCUGUGUGAGACGGGAGACAUUUAACUGGAUGACAGCAGUUUGCAAUUGUGUAGUUUCUUAGGCCCUCGAAGUUGCUGGGUCUUUGUCCCCAAAGAUGGGGCACCCUGAGCUGUACCGUGAAUCAUCUGAAGAGUCUGGAGACCCUGAGCCUUCUUAUUAUGUAGGCCAAGCCUGAGGGAUUUUUGUUAAUACAGGUGAUGUCGGUGCUUCUUGGGAGGGUCACCAUGAGCCUCUGGGUCACACUGUCGGAAGCCAGCAGAGGAGACUGAGGCAGAGUCAGCUUUGGAAGGACCGGUCAUUAUUCUUGCCCACUGCAGGCCGCAGUCAGUCACAGUAGCAUCUGUUCCCCUGGAGCAGAGCUCUGGAAACCAGCAAUUGAAGAGCUGAGAACCCUGGUUAAAUACUCUUCCAUUUACUUUCAGCCAAGUCAGCUCUCUUCAUUUGCUUUUAUCCAGUCUACGGAGAUCCUCAACUAGAGCCUCUCGGAAGAAGUUAUACCGGGAGGAAAAUUUUUAAAAUUAAAAAAAUAAACUUUUUGCAUGUAUUCUCAACAUGAAGGGUUGCUGAGUCCCACAGCUUGCUUUCAUUCAUCCCACAAAUACUUACUGAGCAGAGCAUCUGUGCCAGUUGCUGUUCUAGGCACUGGGGAUUCCCUGGCUCAACCCUUGAGGAGCUCACGUGUAGUAGGAGACAGAUCAUAGGAGAGACUGUGAAAGUAAAAUAGGUAGUAAGUCAGAUGGUCUCAAGUGCUGUGGAGAAAAAUACAUCAGAGAAGGGAGAUGGGGCACCUGCUAGGGGUGGGAGGUUGCAUCUUCCUCCCUUUGGAGGGUGGCAGUUCAACAAAGAGGUGAAGGAUCAGGUCGGGGGGUGAGGCUUGUGGAUGUUGGAAGGAAGCAUAUCAGGAGGAGAGAUCAGCAAGGGAAAGGCCUGGCAUGUUCUGGAACAGCAAGGCCAGUGUGGCUGGAAGAGAGUGAGCAAGGGGAAAGUGUGGGGAAGGUCACGCAGGGCUUCGAGGGCUGUUGAAAUGACUUUAACUCUGACUCCACAAGAGAUGGAUCCCACAGGAGAGUUUUGAGCACAGGAGUGAAAUGAUCUGACUUUCCUGCAGUGUCAUUUACAUAUGACACAAUCCCCCCAUUUUAAGUGUACAAUUCAGUGAUUAUUAGCGAAUGUGCAGAGUUGUACAAACCAUCACCACGACCCAGCUGUAGAACAUUUCCAGCACCCGCAAAAGGCACCUCAUGCCUAUGACUCAAAUUUUAAAGGGAUCUCUUUGGGUCCUGUGUUAAGAAUAAAGAAAAGAGGGACUUCCCUGGCAGUCCAAUGGUUAGGACUCAGUGCUUUCACUGCCGUGGUCCCAGGUUCAAUCCCUGGUCAGGAACUAAGAUCCCACAAGCCACGGGGUGUGGCCAAAAAAAAAAAAAAAGGAAUGAAAAUAAGAGGUAAGAGCAAAGACAGUGUGGGAAGGUAAUGUUUCUCACCAUACGUGAGUGAAAAAAAGGACUGAAAGUGGAGGGAUAAAGACAGGACUAAUAAAGCUUUUCUUCUGAAUUGCCCCAGGGAUGGAGCCUCGUUAAUGCCAAAGGCAUAAGAAUGAAAGGCCUCCAGCUUCAACAGUAAAAGUACUACAUUAAUAACAUACACAAGACUGUUUAAAACAUGAGCAAUCCAAGCCCAAAAGCUGAACCUGAACUUGAGUCCUGAACUUGAAGGUGACUGAUGCACCUUGGAUCCCUGACUAUUUAUAAAACUAUGGAACUAUAUCUUAACACCUUAAAAAUUCAUAAGAAGAAAAGUUGGUGGUAGCAAUAUAGGAGUACAUCCCAACAUGUUUCAGCAAACAUUCGUGGUCCCUGCAGGAAAAAGACAGUGAGGUCAUCUUAUGUUCGUUAUUAUUAAAAUGUUAAAUGCCAGUUUCUUGCGUUGGUCUUGAAAAGCGGGGGUAUUCUGCGCUGAACUCAUGUCAUGAUGUGACGGAUCAUCUGUGCCCAUGAAAGGGGACUGCUUGACACUAAAAGUGGUACCUGAGUGAGGAUUCUCUGUAUUUUACCUGGAAGGCUGAAAUCUUCUGGUAUUAUAAGGUUUUGGACCAAACAGUGAAUUUUGACUUUUUUUUCUCCAGCAUCUACUUCAGCAGCCAGUUUUCCUAACUCAGGUUUCCCCUCCUGGACCGUCUCAUUCCGGGAACAGUACAGGAUUCUCCCUUGGGUGGGUCUAAAAUGAUUCUCACCAACUUUCUUUAAGCUAACACCUGUGCAUUACCAAGAGCCUGCCACGUGGCUUCUCUCUAGGUAUGCAACUUCCUAGAGAGCAAAUCAUCUUUUAAAACAUAAGACAGGCACAUCUGACUGUGGCAGCAGUGUGAGGAUAAAGGGGAAGAGGUCUAGAAAGGCAGUUUAAAGCCAGGCUUCAGAGAUAGGUAAACGUGUUUCCAGCUCGCCACCUACCCUGACUUGGUUUGACUGUGUUCUGGACUGUUUUGUGAGAUUCAGCUACUAGUCUCAGCUCAGCAAAGGCACCUACCUUUGUUUGCUUUUCAUAACACCUGUCUGAUGGCUAGUCACAGGAUCCUGACAGUUGCUCAGGGUAACCUGAUAGGGAAUGCUGCAGUUCCCCUGCCGGCCACAAGGAGGUCCCAGCCCUCCAGGCGUCGGCACCCAGGGCUGCAAAGCUGCCCCAGCUCCUCAGAUGGAGAGAUUCUGGGGGACAGGGCAGGUGCCUUGAGUGGCCGGCGUCCAGAGAGAGCUGCUAAGCUCAGUCGUUGACCCUGGGCCCACAGCCGUUUGGCACCGUGGGAGCAAUGAUAACCCGCCUGCGAUCGCUGUGCUUUGAGUUGUUACCCGUACACAGCAGAGAGAAUGGCCCCAGGCCCCGACAGCUCCCCGUGCCGGGUUCUGGGCCCGGCUGUAUUCUCACUACCUGUGUGACCGUGGGCAUGCCCCACCCCCUCUGAGACUCCGUGUUUCCUCAUCUGCCGAGAGAAGGGGUCAGAAUCAGAGCUACAGCCUUGCCAACAGCAUAAGCACCUGAAAUAGCCCUUACAUCAAACAGUAUCUGAGUCAUCCUUGCAAUUCAACACAAACUACCAGCUUCCUGAAGUUUUCCAUCCUUCUGCCAGAUUAUCCCAUCCCUGGAAGCAGAGGAGUGAAAUCAGAAUUCUGUGCCCUGGAAUCUUAUAACUCAGGGCCAGAGAGGAGCACAGGGGUUCUCAAACUCCUGUUAGCCUGGAACCGUUUACUCAGACAAACUCUGACACAACAGCCCAAGUGGAAAACAGUUAGACGCACUCUGGUUAGAAACCGGAGCCCAGAGAGAGGAAGCCACCUGUCCUGUGUCCCUCAGCAAGAGAGAGUGGUGGGACUGGCUGAGCUGUCCCUCCGGGGCCCACUCCCCAGGAAUGACACGGAUUAUGCUACUCCCCAAACUUGGGGGGGCUCAGAACCUGCAGAGAGGCAGGGGCACAGGACAGGGGACGGGGCGGGGAGACACUGACUUCCACUGUGUGUUCACUAUGCUGGGGUUUUCCCCACCAUGAUUUCAUCCCCAUAAAGACCACCAAGGCAGUACCAUAGCCACCUGUAGGCUCAGAGAAGUUAAGUGACUUGUCUCAGAAGUCACUGAGCCGGGAUUUGAACCCAGGGCUUUGCAACUGCAAAGCACAUAUCCUGGCUGUCCCAGGGGAUGGCAAUGUAUUUAUUCAUUCAUUCAUUCACACCUUUACUGAGCCCCAAUUACAGACUAGGCACUGUCCUAUACAGCUGUGACCAAGGCAGCCGGAGCCCCGCCCUCCCUGAACCCAGAUAUUAGAGGAGGAGACAGACGUAAACAAGUGAGGUGUGACAAGAAGAAAAAUAGAGCCGGGUCAAGGGGUGACUGGGGGUGGAGGUGCACGUGCACCCCCAGGGGUCUAGAGCAGUGCUUCUCAAAGUGCGGUCUGCACUCCCAUGUGUGAGCUGUUGGUUUCCAGUCUGCAAGAUGAUCAAAGAAACGCUGCUUUGCUGAUCUAUACUUACAAGACAGACAGCCCACGGGCCAGCCCUCAUCCACGAGCUGCGCUCAGAGGAGCCCUGGCCUAAAAUACUCUGAACCACUAGGUCAGUGCAGCUGCUGCGUGUACUUCAUGUCCCAGGAUCCUGAGCCCCCCUCUCCUCUCCACUCCCACCUUCCCGCCGGGCUGUACAGACCCCAGAGGAAGGCUGUGGUGUCUCCUGCCCGGCAAGUGCAAUGCGCUAGGGGCCAUCAGUCCCUUCUAAAGGGAGACACCACAUGUGAGUCCACGGCCAGUUGCGAGCUUCAUGGAGGGUGGAAAUAGACCUGGGUCCCGAUUUGGGCCAUGCCACUUACUGGCCAUGUGAUCUUGAAAAUGUCUUUGGUUUUCCUUAACUGUGAAAUGGGGAUGAUGAUGCAUUGCAGGAAGAGAUCAGGCACCAGAGGGCCUGGAACUCAGUAGAUGGAAGCCACCGUACUGUGUGGGCAUGUGUGUGUCUGUGUGCACGACUGUGUUUGCGCAGGUGCCUGAGCAUAUGUGUGCAUGUCUGCAUGAGUGUGGGUGUGCAUAUGCACGUGUGUGCGCGUGUACGUGACAUCCAUUUCCUCCACCACCAUUGGAGAGUCGCUCUCAGGACCCGCUGUGGCCAGGGGUGCUGACAGUCAUUUCCGGGGUCUC